Molecule: messenger RNA, 1002 nt
Organism: Helianthus annuus (common sunflower)
Lineage: Eukaryota; Viridiplantae; Streptophyta; Magnoliopsida; Asterales; Asteraceae
Exons: 5
Coding region: 1-1002 (333 amino acids)
Source: RefSeq, a predicted model, not a curated record
AUGAGAUUAUAUAAAAAACAAGAGGAAAAACAAAAAAGGAGAAGAAAGAAAGUGGUGAUUGAAUCUUCAGAAGAUACAGAUUCUGUUUCAAAAGAUGAAAAUACUAGGGGAGCUAUAGUUCUGCAUAGUUCUGAACAACAACAAGUAAAUUCAGAUGAUGAUUUUGUUGAUCCACCACCAAGAGUGAAACAGACAAAAUAUCAAAAGAAGGAAAAGUCAGAAUCAAAACCAAAGAGAUCAUUGAGGAAAGAUAAAACAGAAGAACAACCAGAAGAACAACCAUAUUAUGAUUACGACGGAAAAAAAAUCAGCAUAAGAUGUGCAGUCAAUAAUCUCACAGAUUAUAUUGAAAAUUUGUCAAAAGAGCAAAAGAAAGUUGUUAGGGAAAUAGGGUUUGGCAGCAUACUAUCAUUCAAGUUGCAUUCAGUUCCACGCAAAUUCGGAUAUUGGCUGGUAAAAAACUUUGAUGCUGAAAAUGAUGAGAUAAAUACUGGAGAUGAAAAGAUUAAGAUCACGGCUGAAUUGAUCCAAAAGAUUAUAUAUGCUUACAAAAAACAAGGAUUUGAAGAUGAAUUGGAAAUUGUUGCGCUAAAUGAGGGGAGAGAGGAGGAGGAUGAAUUUUAUGUUUAUCCAUCUGAAUCCGACAAUGAAAAAGAAGAAAUUUGUCAAGAUGAAUCCGAAGAAAAAGAUGAAGACGAUGUUGAAGAACAACCAAACAUCCAAAUCAACUCAGAAGAGAUAAAAGAAGGAAACACCUUACUUAAAGCUGCAAUACACUGGAUUGAACAAGAGGAUGCUCAAAACAGCCAACUUAAAACCAAUGAAACUGAAAAAACACAAACAGAAAGUGGAGGAUCAUGGGGGCAAUUCUUCAUAAAACCAUCAGAAGGAAAUAAAGCUAAAUUAUGGGUAGACAGUCAAUGCCGAUUGCGUAAUUUCAUGCCAUCACAAAAUCAAAGUGAAGGUCUUUCUGACAUUCAUUCAACAAAAAGUGGCGAUUGA